This is a messenger RNA of Coffea eugenioides, 1067 nucleotides long. RefSeq lists its product as uncharacterized. The record is from RefSeq and is a predicted model, not a curated record. Lineage: Eukaryota; Viridiplantae; Streptophyta; Magnoliopsida; Gentianales; Rubiaceae. Bases 52 to 819 code for a protein of 255 amino acids. The transcript has 3 exons.
UGCAGACCAUACCUCCUCCUAGCUGGUCGCAGUGCAUGCACCGCAGCAUUAAUGGCGGUGACACAUGCUGAUCUUGCACCGAGUCCUCCAAGCUCAGACUUGGGUAGCAAAACAGGUGCAUUUCUUAUGGUCAUGUCCGUCUUCUUUGGGCUAAUUUGCUUCAUUCUCUGCCUACUAGCCGAAGCAACUCGCUCUCAGGUGAUACGGAUGAAGCCGGCUGGUCUGUGUGUGUAUUCCGGUAGCGGAAAGCUACCUUUGUUAUGUGCAGCGGGUGCAUUUUUUGCUCUGGCAAUUGCCAUGGUGGUACAACAUACAUUCCUGUUGAUUGCAGUGAGCAAAUCAACCACUUUACCCUUAAUUAAUUGGGACCCUGAUUCUGAUUCCUUCAAGGCUCUUACAUGGCAAGCCGGUUUUUUCUUCGUAGCAACCUGGAUAUCAUUUGCAGUUGGGGAGAUUCUGUUAUUAAUAGGGCUGAGCGUCGAGUCGGGGCACCUGAGAAACUGGGGAAUACCAAGGCCGAGCUGCCUUACCAUUGGAGAAGGGCUGUUCACAGCCGCAGGAGUUUUUGGACUCGUGACGGUCUUCCUUGCUGCUGGUCUCUACAUCACUGCAUUGCGUGCACAAAAGCUCGCGGAGGACGAAGAAAUUGUGAGGCGCGAGGUCUUGGAGGCCUCUGAACUCUAUGCGACCCCGCCCAGGUCACCUAGACGCGUUAUCAGGGCUGUUGCAAAUGAAAAUACCGUCGCGAGACAUGAUCGGAAUCAGCAGUCUCUGGCGGAUUACUUGACAGAGUUUGAGAAGUACUCCAAUCUAAUGUAGGGAUGGAAGGAUCAACGGAAACACAUCAUUGCCUUUCCAACUUCAAUUGUACAUGAAACACAUGGCCACUGAAGGAACCAAUGUGCCAAACAAUCUUUGAACAAAGGCACUCAGUUUGUCGAUUGUUGUAUGCUUGUAAUUAUCCUUGAGAGAAGUUUCUUGAAUGUUUGUACAAAAGAAAAGGUAGAUUAGAAUUUAAAAUGUUUAAAACCCCUCCCGAUUGGGGCUUUUCAUUGUUCUUCCUUUCA